Molecule: messenger RNA, 2334 nt
Organism: Jatropha curcas
Lineage: Eukaryota; Viridiplantae; Streptophyta; Magnoliopsida; Malpighiales; Euphorbiaceae
Product: Tetratricopeptide repeat (TPR)-like superfamily protein
Biological process (GO): RNA modification
Molecular function (GO): RNA binding; protein binding
Source: RefSeq, a predicted model, not a curated record
GAGCUACGAAAGCUCUAUUGAUAAUAAAUUUCACCGUGCUUAGAAAAACGAUAGCCGCAAAAACAUCUGCUCCUAAACCAAACUCUAAAAAUGUCACCACCACUCUAACAAAUGUGCAAAGCCUAAACUCAAACAAACCACCACUCUAACAAAUGUCACCAAACUGAUUUUCACGAUGAAAAAUGUCAAAGCUAUCUUCAAUUAGACCAAGCAGUUUCUCGUUAUUCAACAGCCGUGCUUACCAGGGUUCACUAAACCAAAUCUUCUCGCCAAAUGAAGACCACAUCAGCCGCUCUACUGCUACUACACUAUCUUCAGUCCUUCAACGCUACAUCAAAUCAGAUACUCCCUUUUACGGCCAAACGAUCCAUGCCCAUAUUUUGAAAAUUGGUUUUGUACCCAAUACCAAUUUAUCCAUCAAACUCCUUAUUCUUCACUUGAAAUGUGGGCGUCUGAAGAAUGCGCGCCAGAUGUUCGACGAAUUGCCUCAACGGACUCUUUCGGCUUAUAAUUAUAUGGUUGGUGGUUAUUUGAAACAAGGGUUAGUAGCAGAAUCGAUAAGUUUGGUACAAAGGUUGAUACUUGAUGGUGAAAGGCCUGAUGGGUUUACGUAUUCCAUGAUACUAAAGGUUUCUACUAGUGGUUGUAAUCUUGCAUUGCCACGUAAUUUAGUAGGUAUGGUGCACGCCCAGAUAGUUAAAUCAGAUGUUCAGCCUGAUGAUGUUCUCUGUACUGCGCUUGUUGAUGCAUAUGUGAAGAGUGGGAGGAUUGAUUUUGCAAGGAGAGUUUUUGAUAUGAUGAUAGAGAAGAAUGUGAUAUGUUCGACGUCUAUGAUUUCUGGGUACAUGAACAGAGGCUUUGUGGAAGAUGCUGAGGAGAUUUUUAAGAAGACUAUUGAAAAAGAUGUAGUGGUUUUCAAUGCAAUGAUAGAAGGCUAUAGCAAAUCAGUUGAAACGGCAACUAAAGCGCUUGAGAUUUAUGUUGAGAUGCAAAGAUUUGGUUUUAGGCCUAAUAUAUCGACUUUUGCCAGCAUUAUUGGGGCUUGUUCUGUGUUGGCAGGAUUUGAGAUUGGUCAGCAAGUACAGGCUCAGCUUUUGAAGACCGAGUUAUUUACUGACAUAAAAGUGGGGAGUGCUCUUAUAGACAUGUAUUCAAAAUGUGGAAGAAUUGAAGAUGCACGAAGAGUUUUUGACUGCAUGCCUGAGAAGAAUGUAUUUUCAUGGACUUCCUUGAUUGAUGGAUAUGGAAAGAAUGGAAUGCCCAUUGAAGCACUUGAGCUUUUUUAUAAGAUGCGCCAAUGUGGUACUGAGGCCAACUACGUUACAUUCCUUGGUGCUCUAUGUGCAUGUGCGCAUGCUGGCUUAGUUGCUGAAGGUCGCGAGAUAUUUGAAAGCAUGGAGAAAGACUACUCAAUGAAACCAAGGAUGGAGCAUUAUGCUUGCAUGGUUGACCUUUUGGGGCGUGCAGGAAGUUUACACCUAGCAUGGGACUUUGUAAUGGGGAUGCCUGAGAAGCCCAAUUCUGAUGUUUGGGCAGCUCUUCUGAGUUCAUGUAAUCUGCAUGGCAGUGUAGAGAUGGCAAGGGUAGCUGCCAAUGAACUUUUUAAGCUGAAUGCUGAAGGUAGGCCUGGUGCCUUUAUGGCGCUAUCAAAUGCCUUGGCAAGUGCCGGGAAAUGGGAUAAUGUAAGUGAGCUCAGGGAGACAAUGAAGUCAAGAGGGAUAUUAAAAGAUACCGGUAGCAGUUGGGUUGGAACUGAAAGUGUUAUAUGAUGCUUCCGGUCAGGCAAGAGAUGUGAACUGACAUCAUAAGUGAGAAGGUUCGUCUCUUUGAGUAGCUUUAAACAACAUCAUUCACAUGACUUAAUUAUCAAAGCAUCACCUUAUCAAGAACUUUUCAGUUAUUAUGCUUUGCUUAGAACAAUGUUCCAUGUAUCAUUGAGGUUGCAAAAGCUACAUUGCCGAAGUUUACAUCAUCAACUUGCUGUGGAAAAUGGAAAUUAUAUCUUUGGAAUCAAUGGGUUUAAGUUGGAUUGGAGGAAGUGACGGAUAACAAGAAAAAUGAAGAUGUCAAACGGUGGGGUUUGGUACAGAAGAAUUUUGGCUUAGGACCCAAAGAAUUCCUUAAAAUAUAAUGAUUUAUGAACCUCCCCAAGAUUUAAGUCCACAUGCUCUAGAUUUCAGGCUAAUUUGUUGAUUGGUUGAAAUAACUGAUUGAGAUCUAUAGGGAGACCGAGGGUCAAGGUUAGUUGUAUCCUGUGUACUGCAAAGGGUUUUCUUCAUGCAGUAUUCGAAUCUCAAGGUUUCAUUCUAAAAAAAAAAAAAAAAAAAAAAAAAA